GUCCAGAAAUUCAACUCUGUGGCCAUGAGCUGAUUACUUCCUAUUUGGAAGUACAAGAGUGGACCUCAUUGACUCGGAGGGCAGCAUGUGGUGACUGCAGCUGAUAGUUAUUGAGCACUUUUGUGGGCCAGAGCUCAGUGCUCAUCAUAAAGGUCUGACUCCUCACCUGCAUCCCAUUUUACAGAUGAGGAAACUGAGGCCCAGUGGGGACCACCUGCCUCUCCUCACAAGAGAUCUACUGUAGUGGUUAAAAGCUAGAAUCCUGGAGCUGCUCUGUUUGGGUUGAAUCCCCAACCCACCACUUUAUUCCUGUGCAACCUUUCUAGCCUGUGACUUCUCUGUUCAACUUGUCUUCUGUAAAAUAGGAAUAAAAGUUCCUACUUGAGAGGGUAGCUGUGAGGGUUAGGAGAGAGAAUUCCUAUAACAUAGGAAUUCUGCAUAAUGAGCAUUCUGUUGUUGUUAUUAGCCAAAGCCAUUCUGUUGUGCUUCCAGAGCUGGUGGGAGGAGUCCAGGGACAAUGUUUAAUUAUUAAGCCACAUUGCCUCUUUGAGCUAGCGUCCCAUCAGCACAGGCAGAGGAGCCCACCUUUGGACUGUGAGGUUGUGAAUGAAGCAGCCAGGUGCUCACUUAGGGCAGGGGAUGCUGUGGGCACAGAUCCAGCCCUGGCUCUGUCACUGAACAGGUGGUGGGUGCCUGAAACCCAAGUCACAGGAGUAACAGGCGGGCGCCUUUGUUACCUUUGAGCUUUCUCUUAAGCCCAUUCAGAUUCCUCAGACCACGUGUCUGAUGAGUAAGGAGUCCUUUUCUUUCCCUCCCCCAAAGGGACUGUUGGCAAAAUAGCCCUCUUUGGGAAUGCGCCUUUUCACGAAGACCAGGCAUCUCUUGGGGAACUCCGGUGGCCAGCGUGUGCUCACAGCUACUGAAUAAGUCGCUGUUAGGAGCUGGCACGGCAGGUUCCCGUUUCCGCAUUCCAGACACCCACAGCGGCUGGGGGGAGGCACCACCCGAGGUUGCCUGGAGAGCUUAGGCAGGUGGCCUUCACCUUGGGAAGACCUGGGACAGGAGCACACCUGGGGCUAAGCCGACAGUCACCUGCCUGCUUUGUGAUCAGAGCUGUGUCCUGGGCGUCUUUUAGGUGCACAGUCUUUGCCGCCGGCUCUCCCGGGACCCUCGAGGAGCACUAGUGUCCGGAAGGUGCUAAGGCAUGGCGGGGACGACGCCCUUGCCGCCCGCUGGCCGGCGCCUGCGACCGCCGCUUGCUCUGCCCUGCUGAGCGCCCAGCCUGCAGCCCCCGGGACAGCACCUGCCUCCGAGGUUGUCCUGGCCCGGCUGCGCACAGCGAUGGUGGAGAACUGGACUCCACAGGCUCACGACCUUCCCGUCAGGUUUCAGGGACCAGCAUCCUUCAUCCGGGGACUGGCGGCCCUGAACAAUGGCUGAGGGCCAGGGGACCCCAUAGGGUUGCACCGCAGCUUCCGGGGGCCAGCAGCACUCCAGUGCCCGUGGACUAUGACCGCCUAUCGGCCCAUCCCCCCUGAUGGCGUGGACCUGGCAGCCAGCUGUGGGGCCAGGGGGGCCGACGUCCUCCCGGGGCCACACACCGGGGAUUAUGCUCCCGUGGGAUUCUGGGCCCAGAAUGGCAGCAUGUCCCAGCCUCUUGGGGAGAGCCCGGCCACGGCCACCACCCGCCCCAGCCCCACCACCCCUGCAAUGCCCAAGAUGGGCGUGCGCGCGAGAGUGGCCGACUGGCCGCCCAAGCGGGAGGCCCUGAGGGAGCAGAGCAACCCGAGCCCCUCACAGGACACAGAUGGCACAAAGGCCACCAAGGUGGCUCAUUCCAUGAGGAGCGUACAGAAUGGACAGCUCCCCGCCAGCACCUCGGCUUCCUCAGGGUCCAAAGCCUUCCAGCGACUCUCCAGGAGAAGGUCCAAAGACGUGGAAUUCCAGGACGGGUGGCCCCGGUCCCCGGGCAGGGCCUUCCUCCCCCUGCAGCACCGCAGCAGCAGCGAGAUCACCCUCAGCGAGUGUGACGUGGAGGACGCGGGCGAGCCCCGGGGAGCCCGGCACACGGGGGCGUUGCCCCUCUUCCGCGAGUACGGGAGCACCUCCUCCAUCGACGUGCAGGGCGUGCCCGAGCAGAGCUUCUUUGACAUCCUCAACGAGUUCCGCAGCGAGCAGCCCGAGGCCCGGGGCUCCCAGAGCCUCGCCGAGCUCCUGCGGGCAGACCCCGGCCCACACCCCGUCGGGGGCGGCAGCGGAGCCAAGGGGGACCUCCGCAAUGGGCAGCCCUCGAAGGACAGUCUGCUGCCACUGCAGCCCAUGAAGGAGAAGGACAAGGCCCGGAAGAAACCCGUGCGGGGCCUGGCCGGUGGGGACACGGUGGACUCGUCCAUCUUCCGGAAGCUGAGGAGCAGUAAACCGGACGGGGAGGCCGGGCGGUCCCCGGGGGAGGCGGAAGAGGGUCGGAGCCCCCCAGAAGCCAGCAGGCCGUGGGUCUGUCAGAAGAGCUUUGCCCAUUUCGACGUGCAGAGCAUGCUGUUCGACCUCAACGAGGCGGCCGCCAACAGGGUGUCUGUGGCCCAGCGGCGGAACACCACCACGGGCGCCUCGGCCGCCUCGGCCAUGGCGUCCCUCACCGCGUCACGGGCCCACAGCCUGGGGGCCCUGGACCCAGCCUUCACCAGCACCGAGGAUUUGAACUGCAAGGAGAACCUGGAGCAGGACCUUGGCGACGACAAUAGCAACGACCUGUUGCUCAGCUGCCCGCAUUUCCGCAACGAGAUCGGAGGCGAGUGUGAGCGCAACGUGAGCUUCUCCCGGGCUUCCGCGGGCUCCCCGAGCGGCGGCGAGGGCCACCCGGCGGAGCCCGCCCUGAGCGCCUACCGCACCAACGCCAGCAUCUCAGUGCUGGAGGUGCCCAAGGAGCAGCAGAGGACUCAGAGCCGGCCCCGGCAGUACAGCAUCGAGCACGUGGACCUGGGCGCCCGCUACUACCAGGACCACUUCGUGGGCAAAGAACAUGCCAAUUACUUUGGCGUGGAUGAGAAGCUGGGGCCAGUGGCUGUGAGCAUCAAGCGGGAGAAACUGGAAGACCACAAGGACCACGGGCCUCAGUACCAGUACAGGAUCAUCUUCCGGACCCGAGAGCUCAUCACCCUGCGGGGCUCCAUCCUGGAAGAUGCCACGCCCACCGCCAUGAAGCAUGGGACCGGGCGGGGCCUCCCCCUGAAGGAUGCCCUGGAGUAUGUCAUCCCCGAGCUCAACAUCCACUGCCUGCGGCUGGCCCUCAACACCCCCAAGGUGACGGAGCAGCUGCUGAAGCUCGAUGAGCAAGGGCUCUGCCGGAAGCACAAGGUGGGCAUCCUCUACUGCAAGGCUGGCCAGAGCUCGGAGGAGGAGAUGUACAACAACGAGGAGGCCGGCCCAGCCUUCGAGGAGUUCCUCUCCCUCAUCGGCGAGAAGGUCUGCCUGAAGGGGUUCACCAAGUACGCCGCCCAGCUGGACGUCAAGACCGACUCCACGGGCACCCACUCGCUCUACACCACGUACCAGGACUACGAGAUCAUGUUCCACGUCUCCACCCUGCUCCCCUACACCCCCAACAACAGACAGCAGCUGCUGAGGAAGAGGCACAUAGGAAACGACAUCGUGACGAUCAUCUUCCAGGAGCCCGGAGCACUACCCUUCACCCCCAAGAACAUCCGCUCCCACUUCCAGCACGUCUUCAUCAUCGUCCGCGUCCACAACCCCUGCACCGACAACGUCUGCUACAGCAUGGCCGUGACCCGAUCCAAAGACGCGCCUCCCUUCGGGCCCCCCAUCCCCAGUGGAACCACGUUCCGCAAAUCCGACGUCUUCAGAGACUUCUUGCUGGCCAAGGCGAUUAACGCGGAGAACGCCGCGCACAAGUCGGACAAGUUCCACACCAUGGCCACCAGGACCCGCCAGGAGUACCUCAAGGACCUGGCUGAAAACUGUGUCUCCAACACCCCCAUCGACUCCACCGGCAAGUUCAACCUCAUCUCGCUGACCUCCAAGAAGAAGGAGAAGACAAAAGCGCGGGCAGGCGCCGAGCAGCACAGCUCGGGGGCCAUCGCCUGGAGGGUGGCGGCCCAGGACUACGCCCAGGGGGUCGAAAUCGACUGCAUUCUGGGGAUUUCCAACGAGUUUGUGGUGCUCCUGGACCUGCGCACCAAGCAGGUGGUGUUCAACUGCUACUGCGGGGACGUCAUCGGCUGGACCCCGGACGCCUCGACACUCAAAAUCUUCUAUGGGCGAGGGGACCACAUCUUCCUGCAGGCCACGGAGGGCUCUGUGGAGGACAUAAGGGAGAUCGUGCAGAGACUGAAGGUGAUGACCAACGGCUGGGAGACGGUGGACAUGACCCUGCGGCGGAACGGGCUCGGGCAGCUGGGCUUCCACGUGAAGUACGACGGGACGGUGGCCGAGGUGGAGGACUACGGGUUCGCCUGGCAGGCUGGCCUCCGGCAGGGCAGCCGGCUGGUGGAGAUCUGCAAGGUGGCCGUGGUCACACUGACCCACGACCAGAUGAUCGAUCUGCUGCGCACCUCAGUCACCGUGAAGGUGGUCAUCAUCCCCCCUUUCGAGGAUGGCACGCCCCGGAGGGGGUGGCCAGAGACCUAUGACAUGAAUACCUCGGAGCCCAAGAGCGAGCAGGACAGCGUCACACCCGGGGGCCGGCCCCCCUACCGCAGCAAUGCUCCCUGGCAGUGGAGCGGGCCCGCGUCCCAUAACUCUCUACCAGCCUCCAAGUGGGUCGCGCCGGCCACCCCUGGCCAUGCCCAGUCCCUGAGCCGGCCCCCAAAGCAGGCCCCCAUGGUCCCCUUCCGGGAGUCCCAGCCACUGCACAGCAAGAGGCCUGUCAGCUUCCCAGAAACCCCUUACACAGCAUCACCAGCAGGGGCCGACAGAGUCCCUCCCUACCGGCAGCCUUCUGGGAGCUUCUCCACCCCCGGCUCGGCCACCUACGCGAGAUACAAGCCAUCCCCAGAAAGGUACACGGCCGCCCCGCACCCACUGCUGUCUUUCGAUCCCCACUUCGGCCACGAUGGAACUUCCAGCGGCGACUCCUCCUCAGGAGGCCUGACCAGCCAGGAGAGCACCAUGGAGCGCCAGAAGCCAGAGCCUCUGUGGCAUGUGCCCGCCCAGGCCAGGCUCUCGGCCAUGGCUGGGAGCAGCGGAAGCAAGCACACCUCCAGGCAGGACGCGGCAGGCAAAGACUCCCCCAACAGGCAUUCCAAAGGAGAACCUCAGUACUCAAGUCAUUCCAGCAGCAACACGCUCUCCAGCAACGCCUCCAGCAGCCACAGCGACGAUCGCUGGUUCGACCCCCUGGACCCCCUGGAGCCAGAGCAAGACCCCCUCUCCAAGGGUGGCUCCAGUGACAGUGGCAUUGACACCACCCUCUACACCUCCAGCCCCAGCUGCAUGUCCCUGGCCAAGGUGCCUCGGCCCACCAAGCCACACAAGCCCCCUGGAAGUAUAGGCCUUUGUGGCGGGGGACGCGAGGCUGCUGGGAGGCCCCACCACACAGACAGGCGCCGGGAGGUGUCCCCUGCCCCCGUGGUUGCUGGCCAGAGCAAGGGCUACCGGCCGAAGCUGUACUCCUCCGGCUCCAGCACCCCGACGGGCCUGGCCGGGGGCAGCCGAGACCCGCCGAGGCAGUCCAGUGACAUGGGCUCGAGGGCCGGCUACCCCGCUCAGGUUUACAAAACCACCAGCGGGGACACUCCUCGGCCCUCCCAGCUGGCCCAGUCCAGCCCCUUCCAGCUCUCCGCCUCCGUCCCCAAGUCCUUCUUCUCCAAGCAGCCUGUGCGGAACAAGCACCCGACAGGGUGGAAGAGGACAGAGGAGCCCCCCCCACGGCCGCUCCCCUUCACUGACCCUAAGAAGCAGGUGGACACCAACACGAAGAACGUCUUCGGGCAGCCGCGGUUGAGGGCAUCCCUCCGAGACCUGCGGUCGCCACGGAAGAACUACAAGUCCACCAUCGAGGACGACCUGAAGAAGCUGAUCAUCAUGGACAACCUGGGCCCAGAGCAGGAGAGAGACGCGGGGUCGCCGCAGAAGAGCCUGCAGCGGACGCUGUCGGACGAGAGCCUGUGCAGCGGGCGGCGGGAGCCCAGCUUCGCCAGCGCCGCGGGCCCCGAGCCCGGGCUGCCCAGCGACGUGCUCUUCUCCAGCACGUGCGCCUUCCCCUCCAGCACGCUGCCCGCCCGCCGCCAGCACCCGCACCCGCCCGCCGGCCCCGGCGCCGCCCCCGCCACCGGCAACGGCUUCCCGGAGAAGAAAUCCGCCAUCUCGGCCUCUGAGCUCUCCCUGGCGGACGGGCGGGACCGGCCCCUGCGGCGCCUCGACCCUGGGAUGAUGCCACUGCCCGACACGGCCGCCGGCCUCGAGUGGUCCAGCCUGGUCAACGCAGCCAAGGCCUACGAAGUGCAAAGAGCCGUCUCGCUCUUCUCUCUGAACGACCCGGCGCUGAGCCCGGACCUCCCCCCUGCGCACAGCCCCGUCCACAGCCACCUGAGCCUGGAGAGGGGGCCCCCGACCCCCAGGACCACCCCAACCAUGAGCGAGGAGCCCCCGCUGGACCUGACCGGCAAGGUGUACCAGCUGGAGGUGAUGCUGAAACAGCUGCACACGGACCUGCAGAAGGAGAAGCAGGACAAGGUGGUGCUGCAGUCGGAAGUCGCCAGCCUGCGGCAGAACAACCAGCGGCUGCAGGAGGAGUCGCAGGCCGCCAGCGAGCAGCUGCGCAAGUUCGCCGAGAUCUUCUGCAGGGAGAAGAAGGAACUCUGAGGCAGAGAGGCCACCGCUGGGCCACGCUCCGCCCCAGGCGCUGGCUCCUUCCCUGCAGGACAGAGAAAGGAAGACGCAGCAUCCAGCCGGCGACGCUGAGAGAGGAACUCUACUCGUACAAUCAGGACGGUUUAGACGAUCUUUUUCUAUCAGCUCCUCCUCCGCCAGAGGCCACAGCGCAGGCCCCACCUCCGAGCGGCCACCGGGCCGCCCUGUCCUCCCAGCGCGUCCCUGCACCAGCAGCCACGCCACCUCCAGGCUCCGGAAGGGCUCACGGCGCCCUCAGGACAGGGCUGGAGAGAAACAGCCUUCAUCUCCUCCUCUGGUUGUUUUCCUCCCUGAGUGUCCGGGCCUGCCAGGCGCCCACCAGACACCCCACUGUGCUCCCCUGGGCGCCAACGCGGGUCCCAGCGACGCUGGUUCUCUCAAGGCAAUAAGGGCCGCCCGCAGGCCGCGAGCCCACGUGGUACUACGCUGUUCACCCAGGAAACAGUUCGUUUUUUUCCUUCUUUGAAAACAAGCAAAUAUAUAUAUAUAUAUUUAUUUUUUCAUGUAGAGUUGCGCCAGAACAAGUCUGUACGGCCACAGUCUGUGGAUCCCCCGGCCCCAAGCUGAGGACCAAGGCGUGUCCCCCGUGGGCUGGGGGUCGGAGAGAGGACUCAGAGGGACGCAGCCAGGGUGGGCGGGCAGGCGGCUUCCCUUUCGGGAGGCAGCAGGCAGGGAGGAGUUGGCAGAGCCGGCCUGGCUCCCAGCGACACGCUCCGGGCCCUGCGCCAGCGCCAGGCAGCCCAGCCUCGCCCAGGGACCCGCCGCCGCCUUCUCUCUGGGGCCAGGAGCCUCAGGGAAGGGGGCUCUGGGGACUGCGGGCACUGACUCCGGGAGGUGCCGGCCGGAUGGAUGGGGGCGUGAGAAGAGGGUACUGUCGCAUCUCCUGUGAUCAGCCUGCGUCCCGCCCACGGCCCCGCAGCGGAGCAGAAACCUCAGCUCGCUCCUCGCCCCCGCCGUGUGAGGUGGGCGCGGGGCGGGCGCUCAGCCACUGUCCCCAGCCCUGGCCAACUACUGUGAUGUCUCUCCUUCCCCGACCCCCUUUCCUGGGGGGCUCUCCCCGCCCCCGCUCCCCUCCUCAGACCCCAUCCUGGAGCCUUUUUUUUUUUUUUUGUCUCCUCAUCUUCAGAUCAUUCGAAUCAUUUUGGGGACCUAAUCAUGUACAUUGACAAGUGUAAGUUAUGAUUUUUGGUUUUGUUUUCUGUUAAAGGACUUCUGCAAAACAAAUCUAUUUAAUUUGAGGUUGGUGAUCUAUCCAGUGGCUGAAGAUAGGUUUUUUUUUUCAUAUGUUGAUUUGUUCAUUCAGAUUUUUUAUUAUUCUUUAUUGUCUUUUUUUUUUUUUCCCUGUCCCCGACUUGACGUUUUCCGGCAUGUUUCUGGAGGUUUCAAAGGAAAUAAAUGUUUCAUAGAAAUG
Messenger RNA from Microcebus murinus (gray mouse lemur), 8278 nucleotides. The record is from RefSeq and is a predicted model, not a curated record. Lineage: Eukaryota; Metazoa; Chordata; Mammalia; Primates; Cheirogaleidae.